CUCCACAGGUGUAGGAUGAGGGUGACGGAGCCCCAAACGCUGCUCCUGCUGCUCUUUGGAGCCCUGGCCCUGACAGAGACUUCAGCGGGCUCCCACUCCAUGAGGUAUUUUGAAACCUCCGUGUCCCGGCCGGACCGCGGGGAGCCCCGGUACUUGGAGGUGGGCUACGUUGACGACUCGCAGUUCGUGCGCUUCGACAGCGACGCCGCGACCCCGAGGAUGGGGCCGCGGGCGCCUUGGAUAAAACAGGAGGGGCCAGAGUAUUGGGAGGAGGAAACCCAGAGAGCCCAGAGCUACGCGCAGAGCUACCAAGUGAACCUGAUCACCCUGCUAGCCUACUACAACCAGAGCAAGGGUGGCUCUCACACCAUCCAGAGGAUGUAUGGCUGUGACAUGGGGACAGACGGGCUCCUCCUCCGCGGGUUCAGCCAGAUAGCCUAUGAUGGCUCUGAUUACAUCGCCCUGAAUGAGGACUUGCGCUCCUGGACCGCAGCGGACAUGGCGGCUCAGAUCACCAAGAGGAAGUGGGAGGCCGCCGGUUUUGCGGAGAGUUUCAGGGCCUACCUGGAGGGCACCUGUGUGGAGUGGCUCGCCAGAUACCUGGAGAAUGGGAAGGAGACGCUGCAGCGUGCAGACCCCCCAAAGACACAUGUAACCCACCACCCUAUCCCUGAAGGAGAUGUCACUUUGAGGUGCUGGGCCCUGGGAUUCUACCCUAAGGAGAUCACCCUGAACUGGCAACGAGAUGGGGAGGACCAGACACAGGACAUGGAGCUUGUGGAGACCAGGCCUUCAGGGGAUGGAAACUUCCAGAAAUGGGCAGCUGUGGUGGUGCCUGCUGGAGAGGAGCAGAGAUACACCUGCCAUGUGCACCAUGAGGGGCUGCCUGAGCCCCUCACCCUGAGAUGGGAGCCACCCUCUCAGCCCACCAUCCCCAUCAUGGGAAUUGUUGCUGGUGUGGUUCUCCUUGGAGCUGUUCUUACUGGAGCUCUGGUUGCUUUUGUCUUGUGGAAGAAGAAGAACACAGGUGUAAAAAAAGGGAAGUAUGCACCUACUGCCUGUAAGUAUGAAGAACAGUGAUCCCUGAAACCCUUGGAAUAGUGUAGUGAGGAGCAAUGGGAGAGCUGAUCCAUCCCAUAAUUCCUCCAUUAUCCACAUCUCCUGUGGACUCUAAGUUCUGCUUUUGUUCUGCCCAGAUAAUGACAGUGCCCAGGGCUCUGAUGUGUCUCUCAAUGCUUGAAAAGUUCCUUACUGGGAAUUCAAGGAGUCUUGACUUCUCUGUGUGCAACUGGCAUCUAACUAUGUCUAAUGUCUGAGCUCCUAUCAGCAUAAUGUGAGGAAAUGGACAGAAGAGCCCAUCCUGGAGCACUGAGACCCCUCCCUACACUUUUCUGUUCUCUUCUUCAUUCAGCUUUCCUGUGUAGCAGAUGUGGGGCUUGGAUGUGUCCAUUUUUGAUUUAGCUUUAUGUUGCCCUGAACUGUAGUCUGUUCCUUCUCUAUUGAAAAAUAGAAUGUGGAUAUUGAUUUGUAUUUUAAAUUUGUGACAUAGUCAAUUGGUUAGUUAAAUUAAGGGAAAAUUCCUAAAGUUUAUAAGAGAAAAUAAAACCUGAGUCAGGCAUGGUUGUGUAUGCCUGUAAUCCCAGUGGCUCAGGAGGCUGAGGCAGAAGGAUAGCAAGUUCAAAGCCAGCUUCAGCAACUUAGUGAACUCCUAAGCAACUCACCAAAUCCCCAUCUCUAAGCAAAAUAUAUAAAGGACUAGGGAUGAGCUCAAUGGUUCAGUGCCUCU
Molecule: messenger RNA, 1786 nt
Organism: Ictidomys tridecemlineatus (thirteen-lined ground squirrel)
Lineage: Eukaryota; Metazoa; Chordata; Mammalia; Rodentia; Sciuridae
Source: RefSeq, a predicted model, not a curated record